ACAUUAAUUCAUUACAUAUUAGUUUGAAAAUAAAACAAACAUUUCUAACUUUACAAUAAUUUCAGCUAGAAAUUAUUUCUUCUAAAUCAUGUUUGUGGUAUCUCCUCAUAUACGCCAGGAAUGGAAAUGUAUGGCUACUCUGAUUGCAAGAUUUUCAAAUAAACCCACAUCAUCCGAGGUUCUAACAGCCUAUUUAACUCAGUGUAACGAACCACCUUGGACUUCUUAUUUUGUAAAGUACAGUUAUGUGAAAGAUGAUCAGUUUGGAAUGUCAAAUUUUAAUUGGAAGGUUGGUAGUUCAAACUAUCAAAUAUUAAGAACUGGUUGUUUUCCAUAUAUAAAAUAUCACUGUUCUAGAAAAAGGGCAGAAGACCUAAAUAUGUCAGAUAAAUUUAUGAGAAUUAUAAAGGUUGCAAAUUUAGGUAUACCUUGUUUACUGUAUGGCCUUGCAGCAACCCAGCUUAUAAGGCAUGAAGAAAUUGUUCACACAAGCAAAGGGCCAGUACCAAUAUACUUUUUGCUUCCAGAAGAUAAAGGAUCUUUGCAUUAAAACACCAUACUGUAAACAUUAUUUAUCAUUUAAGAAAACUAAAGUGUGGUAUAGUGCUUAAAAGAUACUAUUGUAUAAUAGCUACUGAA
Molecule: messenger RNA, 639 nt
Organism: Bombyx mandarina (wild silkworm)
Lineage: Eukaryota; Metazoa; Arthropoda; Insecta; Lepidoptera; Bombycidae
Source: RefSeq, a predicted model, not a curated record